This is a messenger RNA of Stegostoma tigrinum, 2504 nucleotides long. Its product is annotated as cytoskeleton-associated protein 4-like. Bases 787 to 2331 code for a protein of 514 amino acids. The transcript has 2 exons. NCBI's taxonomy places the organism in Eukaryota, Metazoa, Chordata, Chondrichthyes, Orectolobiformes, Stegostomatidae. The record is from RefSeq and is a predicted model, not a curated record.
CGUGGUCCCGAGAACCGCGAGGAAAUUCCCUCCAUUGUUUCUCAUACUGAAGGAUUAUAUGUCUGACUGUGUGUUUAUGUUUAAGUGUGUGUAUCUCUGCGUGUGUGUCUAUGUGUGUGUUCAUGAGUAUGAGUGUGUGUGCGCAAGAGUGUGCAUCUGUGUGUAUGUGUGUGAUCAUGAGUGUGAGUGAGUUUGCGAGUGUGUUUUGUUCCUAUCUCCCCGGACAGUGAUUGUCACACGGUUCGUGAACAUCAAUAAUGCCUCUCCCAGUGAAGGGGGAGGGGGAGGGUAUAUAUUUGCAUGAGCAGGGGUCCGUGUUUCAAUGACCAAACCACAUUGUGUCCAAACAAUCGAGGCAAGCGUGGAGCUCCGAGUUAGAAAAAUGAAAUGGUGGGCAGGGAGAGAGACUGCAGCACAGGAGCUGCACGGAAGUUCUGGACUGGUUUCUGAGGCAGAUGAGAGUGAAGUUGCGGGAAGAUCGGAAAGUGAUGUAACUGCACUGAGCUGCACAUCCCAAUGAGCGUGUUCCCCUCCCCGAGUACGUGGCAGUCGCGGUCCCAAUCCUGAACAAAUCACUGCAGCUCUCUGAGUAUCACAGAACUGGAGAGAGAGAGAGAGAAAUCAAACUCAAACAGCAAUUUCGUGGAGCUGAAGAAAGCAGCAAUUUGGCGAGAGGUGAACCUCUUGUUGAGUGCAGCCUGACAGCGAGUGCAUUCCAGGGCAGCAGCGACUCUCAGACAUUGAAAAAGCAGCUUAUUCUCCUGGAAACCGGGCACUUUCUGCUUCAUGACAGACAUGACUUCUGUAAAGCAAAGGAAUAAAAGCCACCCCGAUCGGGGGUCUCACUCCAACCAGGACGACGUGGCGAAAAGAGGCUCGAAAGGAAGUAAAGGGGGGCCAGACUCCGGCUCGAACAUCUGCAAGGUGCUCAGCGGCUUCUUCAUGUUCGCUGUGGCUGCCGCCGCCGCCUCACUGAGCGCCUGGUACCUGCACAGCCUCUCCCAGCAGAUCAGCCACCUUCACCGAAGGAGCGAAGAAACAUCCCGAGAAAGUGGCGGCCUGGCGACCAAGUUGGAGACCGUUUUGCAACAGGUGGAAUCUACAAAAAUCUUGAUGAACAGACUGGACUCAGUUGUGCGCCAUACCCAACAGGAGUUGCAAGAAACUAACAAAGCAGUCAACAAGGGUGAAAGCAAGACAAAUCAGAUUACUGAAACUCUGCAAAAGCUGCAGAAUGAAAUCCUUCGAGACCUUUCUGAUGGGAUCCAAGAUGUAAAAGAUGCAAGAGAGAGAGAUGUUACAUCUCUUGAAAAAACUGUAGAGGAAAAAUUAACAGAAUUAACAAAAUCAAUCCACGAUAACAUUGUUGCUUUUACAGAAGUACAGGAGAAGAACCAGAAUGACAUUGAUGAAAUGAAGUCAAAGAUCGGUUUAUUGGAAACAACAGUUGAGACAAAAGGUCAAGAAAUUAUGGUGUUAGUUGAUAAACAUGAUCAGUUGAAAAGUGCCUUACAUUCACAGCUUACAGCACAGGAAGCAUUAAAGCAAUCAGUCUCUAAUGCUGAAAUAUCCCUUAAUGCUGUGUCUGAAGAUGUUAACAAUUGUCGUCAAGAUUUACAGGAAACUAAGAACAGCUUAAAUGACCAAGAAAAGGUAUUGCUGUCAAAAGCAAUUGAUGCUUCAGCACGUGUUGAAAAACAAAAUGGGAUAUUUGAAUCCCGAUUAUCCAUGGCAGAAGAAAACAUUAUUGCUUUGAAUACAGCUGCAACACACUUAUCUGAAAAGUUAGAAUUCUACAAUCUAGAUUCUGUGCUGGAUACAAUGAGAGGUGUGUCUGAGUCUCAGGCAUCACUGAGCAAUGACAUUCAAACAUUAAAAGCAAACCUGAAAGACCUGCAAAACCCAGCCACAGAGGAAGUACUCAAUACUGUACAGAAUGAAAUGCAAGCUCUAGAAGCACGGCAGAAGGAACACAUUAUGGAAGUACAAUCAGACAACAAAGAGAACCUCAAACAUUUGGCAGAGAGUGUCACUGAAAUAGGUGAAAAAAGUCAACAUAUUGCAGCUGCAUUAAAAUCCAUGGAAGAGACUAUAAGGUCUGAGAUUGAUGAAAAAUUGUCAACGAUGGAAAACUCUAUGGAUGAACUGAAGUCUUCAAUCAGUGAGGCUAAAACUGAUCUGGAAGUAUUAGGGUCAACUGUGGACAGCCUACUCUCCAAAUCUGAGGACACUGAGACAGCAGAGGAUGAACUGGCAUCCCUAAAGCUGUCACUAAAUGAGUUGCAAUCUGAUGUUGAUAAAUUAUCAGUGUCUUUAAAUAGAAUGCAAUAAGGUAUUAAGUACACGUAAUUGGGUGAAUUUUCAAAACAAUUUACAUAUUCUUUUGAAUCACUUGGAAAUAUAGAGCAUAAUUGAGAUUGUUUUAAUGAGUUUUUAUAACAGAAUACGACAUUGUAAUGUAUGGUCGAACUUUGCAGUUAAAGAAAUAAAAGUUCUAAAAAUAA